CGGCUUCCCUUGUUCGGUGCUCGGGACAAGCGAAUCGCGAGAGCCUCUCCUCUCGUCUUCUUUUUUCCCCCAAAAGCGAGACCAAGCCAGUCCUCUCUCGCGUUCGAAGCCCAAAACGCUGCCCCUCGGGACUCCGCUUCUCUCAUGAUCUUCAGAUCUCUUUAGCUUUCUGAUCUUCUUCAUGAGAUCCCAUUUCGUUAACCAGAUCUAGACGUAAGCCACCGCGAUCCUCUCCUUCGAUUUUGAGCGUAGACUCCAUCUAAUUAGAUCGAGAAACGUCGAAUCGAUCGGUUUCUAGAACCCUAGGGGUCUGUUUUGAGCUCAAUUCGGCCAUCUGAUGCGAGAUUCUCGCGAUUGAUGCAGGCAGCGGGAACGAUGAGCAAAGGGAUCUUCGACGGGCUUCCCCUCCCUGCAGAUAAAGAGUACCUGAGGGAAGGGCUCUCGAGAAUAGAUGAAAGCUGGGCAGCUGCGCGGUUCGAUUCUUUGCCUCAUGUGGUCCAUAUUUUGACAUCGAAAGAUCGCGAAGGUGAAGUUCACUUCUUGAGGGAACAGAGUGAUCUUGUUGAGGAUGUGGUUGACGAAGUCGUGCAUGCCUAUCAUCAUGGGUUCAAUAAAGCAAUCCAAAACUAUUCCCAAAUACUACGGUUGUUUAGUGAAUCAGCUGAAAGUAUUGCUGUUCUCAAGGUUGACAUGGCAGAGGCGAAGAAACUUCUAGGUUCUCGCAAUAAGCAAUUGAGUCAACUGUGGUAUCGAUCGCUCACGCUGCGACACGUCAUAUCUUUACUGGAUCAAAUUGAAAGUGUAGCCAAGGUUCCUGCUCGCAUUGAGAAGCUGAUAGAAGAUGGGCAGCUAUAUGCUGCUGUUCAGUUGCAUGCCCAAUCAACGCUGGUGCUUGAGAGGGAAGGCCUUCAAGUGGUUGGUGCUCUUCAAGAUGUUCGAUCAGAACUAACAAAGUUACGCGGUGUGUUAUUCUAUAGAGUUCUUGAAGAUCUUCACAGCCAUCUUUACAACAAGGGAGUUUACAGUUCAGCUAGCUUGUCACCAGAAAGAGAUGAUGAAGUACCAACUUCCACUAGCAGUGCAUUUUCAUUAAGCAGUUCACAGCCUCUUUCUAGGAGAACCAGAUCAAUUAAAGGUGAUAAUCGGUUUGGCAGUUCAACAUUUGGGGAAGGACCUUUUAUGCCAGGUUCUAUUGAUGGAGGUUCUUCAUUUGAUGGUCAUGAUGAUGAGAGUAGUCUGGAAAUUGAUGCGGGUACAGCUGAUCCAUCAGCAAGGACUCAUGCUGGUGAUGGACAUAUAAAGGAUGUUAGAAGUGCUGCACGCCAGAUUCCAAUGUGGCUUUCACGUGCUACUCCAGAUGAGUUUAUUGAAUCAAUGAAAAAGAGUAAUGCACCCCUCAAUGUGAAAUAUUUGCAGACAUUGGUUGAAUGCCUUUGCAUGCUUGGUAAAAUUGCUGCUGCUGGUGCUAUGAUAGGCCAACGAUUACGGCCUACUGUCCAUGAUAUUAUCAUUUCUAAGAUAAAAGCGCAUGCAGCAUGGAGUUCAUCAAGGUCGUCUACAGAUCAUGCAACAAGGUCAUCCACUUCCAAUUUACUUGAUGCAAAAGGAUUGCUGCAAAAUUUCCAGAUUCUUAGACAAAAAGGUAAACAUGGGUCAUCUUCUGUGGGAGUUCAGUUGACUGUUAGCCCGGUCCCUCCAGCUUUGACACCCAUGGGAACAGCACAAUCAGCAGCUAGUGAACUUCUUAGCUCAGCAUUAGAUUUUGUCAUUCGUAUACUCGAAAAUCAUAUUCUUGUUGGGGAGCUUCUGGAGUCAAAAUCAUCUCAACAAGGAGACAUACUAAACACGCCGAAGUCCAUGAAUGGGGACAUAAACUGGAACCCAGACAUUGAUUCUUCUCAGGCUACUGGAGGCUUUAGUAUAGGCUCUUCAUUGACAGUCAUACAGAGUGAAUGCCAACAGCUCAUCUGUGAAAUUCUACGAGCGACUCCAGAAGCUGCAACUGCUGAUGCAGCGGUCCAAACAGCUAGGCUUGCAAACAAAGGUCCUGUUAAGGAAAAGAGGGAUGGAUCAGAAGGCCUGUCUUUUGCUUUUCGCUCUACAGAUGCAACAGCGUCUAUGUCCAACCAAGGUCAAGGAUGGAGGAAGGGGUCAAAUGCACAGCAAGAAGGAUAUGGUACAUCAGCAGUGCUUCCGGAGCAAGGAAUUUAUCUUGCCGCUUCAGUUUAUCGGCCUGUUCUUCAGUUUACUGACAAAGUCGCAUCUAUGCUUCCUCAAAAAUAUUCUCAGCUUGGAAAUGAUGGUCUGCUAGCUUUUGUGGAGAACUUUCUGAAAGACCAUUUCCUGCCAGCUAUGUUUGUGGAUUAUCGCAAAUGUGUCCAGCAGGCUAUCUCAAGUCCAGCAGCAUUCAGGCCAAGGGCCCAUGUUUCAGUAUAUAAUCCUUUAGUAGAGAGAGGGCGCCCUGUCUUGCAAGGUCUUCUAGCUACUGAUUUGUUAGCAAAAGAGGUUCUUGGUUGGGCACAGUUAAUGCCAAAAUAUGCUUGUGAACUUGUUGAGUAUGUCCACACUUUUCUGGAACGUGCUUAUGAGAGAUGUCGAACAGCAUUCACAGAGGCUGUCCUUGAAAAGCAGAGCUAUAUGCUCAUUGGAAGAAAUGAUGUCGAGAACCUGAUGCAGCUUGAUCCAGCCAAUGCUUGUUUGCAAAAUUCCUUUUUUGAAGAAAAUUUCUCAAACGCCGAAACUUUUGAAGCAGAAACAGGAAUAAGUGACUUACUGUUGAGCUUACGUCCAAUUAAGCAGGAGCAAUUAAUCCGCGAUGAUCACAAAUUCAUUUUGCUGGCAUCUCUUAGUGAUUCUCUAGAAUAUUUGGCAGAUUCUAUUGAAAGGCUUGGAGAGUCUUUUGUAAGGCCACAAACACGUACAGACGACAAGACCCAUACUCACCAUGGCCAUCGCCAUACACGGACUGCAAGCGCACUUACUAAAAAUCUUGGAAUUCUUUCGGAUGAUUACCGAAGACUUGCAACUGAUUGUCUGAAGGUUCUACGCCUGGAAAUGCAAUUGGAAACAAUUUUCCACGUGCAGGAAAUGACAAAUAGGGAAUAUGUCGAAGACCAAGAUGCAGAAGAACCUGAUGAUUUUGUUAUUUCUCUUACUACACAGAUAAUGCGUCGGGAUGAGGAAAUGGCUCCAUUUGUUGCGGACCUGAAGAGGAACUACAUAUUUGGUGGAAUAUGCAGUGUUGCAGCUAAUGCAUCAAUCAAGUUUCUUGCUGAAAUGAAAUCCAUUAACCUACUGGGAGUCCAGCAAAUAUGCAGAAAUUCUAUUGCAUUGGAACAGGCUCUGGCUGCCAUCCCAUCAAUAGACAAUGAAGCAGUUCAACAGAGAUUAGAUCGUGUCAGGACAUAUUAUGAGCUCCUAAAUCUACCAUUUGAGGCCUUGCUUGCUUUCAUCACGGAACAUGCAAACUUGUUCACAUCCAAAGAGUAUUCUAGCCUUUUGAAGGUCAUUGUUCCUGGCAGGGAGAUCCCAGAUGAUGCACAGAAGAGAGUAUCGGCGAUCUUGGGAAACUAGCCUUCGCAACAGUUAGGGACAUUAACAAGUCCUCAUAAAUCAACAGUCAAUGACAUUACCUACAAAUCCGUACGUUAGAUAUGCUUGCAUUCUUGAUAUGUUUGUGUGAGGAAGAUUUGUUUACAGGGAGCAAAUGCACUUUUUCCUGUUGAGGAUGAAAUCUGACAAGUUAUACAUCCCAGAGAGAACUCGUCAGCUGUCUUCUUGCCUUAUUGUUGUAUAUUCGUGUCAAUUCUUUGUGUAAUUUGUCUCGUGUUUUUCAUUAUUCAUGCUAAAUCCAAGAUGUAGUAUUUCUUUUCUUUUUCGUUUGUUUCUGUUAAGCAUUGAUUUUGUCCACCAUUGUUAAUAAGCAGAUGAAGGGUAUCGAUAGUUUGUGUAUCUCAACUUGUAGUUUUGAGCAUUCCUAUUGAAA
Molecule: messenger RNA, 3985 nt
Organism: Asparagus officinalis (garden asparagus)
Lineage: Eukaryota; Viridiplantae; Streptophyta; Magnoliopsida; Asparagales; Asparagaceae
Product: exocyst complex component SEC8
Exons: 26
Coding region: 358-3573 (1071 amino acids)
Biological process (GO): exocytosis; Golgi to plasma membrane transport
Cellular component (GO): exocyst
Source: RefSeq, a predicted model, not a curated record